Molecule: messenger RNA, 2042 nt
Organism: Cucurbita pepo subsp. pepo (vegetable marrow)
Lineage: Eukaryota; Viridiplantae; Streptophyta; Magnoliopsida; Cucurbitales; Cucurbitaceae
Product: ARM repeat superfamily protein
Molecular function (GO): protein binding
Source: RefSeq, a predicted model, not a curated record
UGGUGCCCUUUUUCAUACCAACGCCCACUUUCUUCCUUGUAGGCUUGCAGAAUCUCCGGCUACCUUCUGCACUCAACGCCAUGACAAUACCGCCGGAGAACGACCAGUUUGCUCUUUCAAACGACCGGAUUUCUUCUCUUCUUGAUGAUAUUCCGCUCAUCAACAAUUUCAAGGGGAAAUGGUCUUCAAUCAGAGCGAAACUCUCCGAUCUUCGCACACAGUUGAUAGAUGUUUCUGAGUUUCCGAAUUCGUCUUCCAAUCCUCUUUCUGUUGAUUUUCUUCAUUCUGUUUUGGAAGUUCUUAGUGAGGCGGCUUCUCUCUCGGAGAAGUGCCGGAAUCCGGAACUUUCCGAUGGUAAACUCAAGACUCAGAGCGAUAUUGACUCGGUUCUUGCGAAGUUGGACUCUCUACUUAAAGAUGGUGAGGUUUUGAUUCGGAGUGAGAUUCUUCAUGAUGGUGCGGUUUCGAGUUCGUCGUCUAGGAGGGAGGCUGUGCGGGCGGAGUCGAGGAAUUUAAUCACGAGGUUGCAGAUUGGGAGCAUUGAAUCGAGGGUAUUGGCUAUUGAAUCGCUGUUGAAGUUGUUGAAUGAGGAUGAUAAGAAUGUAACGAUUGCUGCGGCUCAAGGGAUUGUUCCUGUUCUUGUUCGGCUACUGGAUUCCAGUUCUUUAGAACUGAAGGAACGGGCUGUUGCUGCUAUUUCCAUCGUUUCAUCGGUGGAUGGUGUUAGGCAUUUAAUGAUUGCUGAAGGUCUACAGCUUUUGAAUCACUUGCUGAGGAUUCUCGAUUCUGGUAGCGGUUUUGCUAAGGAGAAGGCCUGUUUAACCCUCCAACCUUUAAGCAUUUCGAAAGAAAAUGCUAGAUCAAUCGGUUCUAGAGGAGGAAUUUCAUCUCUAUUGGAGAUUUGUGAGGCCGGCACUCCCGGUUCUCAAGCCUCAGCAGCUGCUGUUCUUAGAAAUCUUGCAUCAUUUGGUGAAAUUAAAGAGAAUUUCAUUGAAGAAAAUGGGGUUAUCGUUCUUUUGGGGCUUUUAGCCUCGGGAACUCCGUUAGCUCAAGAAAAUGCAAUUGGAUGUCUAUGUAAUUUAGUUGCAGAAGAUGAUAAUCUGAAGCUCUUGAUCGUUAGAGAAGGUGGGAUCGAGCUUUUGAGAAGUUUCUGGGAUUCAGCUCCAUCAGUUCAUAGUCUCGAAGUGGCUGUGGAGCUUUUGGGGCUCUUGGCUUCAUCUGCCCCGAUCGCCGAAGCUCUUAUCUCAAACGGGUUUGUUGAUCGGCUUCUUCCAGCUCUAAGCUGCGGAGUAUUAGGCGUUAGAACUGCCGCAGCUCGAGCAGUUUACGAGCUCGGAUUCUGCACAAAAACAAGAAAAGAUAUGGGGGAAGCUGGAUUCAUCACACCCUUGGUUAAUAUGCUAGAUGGCAAGUCUGUUGAGGAGAAAGAAGCAGCUGCCAAGGCAUUGUCUUCUCUAUUACAAUACACAGGUAACAGAAAAAUUUUCCAGAAAGAAGAGAAAGGGAUAGUAAGUGCAGUCCAACUCUUAGACCCUUCAAUAUCAAAUCUAGACAAGAAGUACCCUGUUUCAUUAUUAGCCUCGGUUAUGAUAUCAAGCAAGUGUAGAAAGCAGAUGGCUGCUGCUGGUGCUGGUUUAUAUCUUCAAAAGCUUGUUGAAAUGAAUGUUGAUGGAUCAAAGAAACUAUUGGAAUGUCUUGGCCGAGGUAAAAUCUGGGGUGUCUUUGCCAGAUCUUAGCCAUGGUGGGCAGUUUCUAAACUCUGUUUAUUGUAUAGAAGCAGAAACAUGAUUCAUGAAUCUGUAUGUACAAUAGAUGUUUGUAUAUUUUUCAUUAAUGGGUCUUGAUUUUAGUUUAUAAGUUCAUAACCUUUUGUGUUCUAUGUGGUAGAUAGAAAUGUUUAAUGCUGCAGUAUGCUAGCUGAAUUUGAGGAUCACUUAUACUGAUAUGAUCUAGGUUUGAUGACCCAACUUGAUUUUGAUUCUGUGAUCAUUACAGCAAUGUUCAUUGUUCAAUAAUCGAAUGGCACAGCUCCAAUUAUUUCU